AUGGACUUCACCGAGUGCUACGAGGACUCCGUGUCGACGGUGGCCGCCGCGGCUCGCACCGGUCCCAGGAAGCGUCUUAGACGGCUUAUCCGCCUCGGUCGCACUGUGGACCUUGCGGACAACCGAGGCUGGAGGGCCAUUCACGAGGCGGCCGCCGCCGGCAGGGUGGGCUGCCUCAAGGAUAUCCUGUCUGCGGCCGCUAUGACUGCCGGCUCGUCGUCGGGAUUCCAAGCGUACGUCAACUCCACCACCCACGAGGGCGAGACGGCCUGCUACCUGGCGGCCGAACGCGGCCACCUGCCCGCCCUCCGCCUCCUCCUCAAAGCCGGAGCCGACAUCAACCAGCAGACCAACGACCUCUCGUGUCCACUCUUCGCAGCGGUCACUGACAGCCACAAGGACAUGGUGCAGCUCCUGUUGGCCAAGGGCGCAUUGGUGGACAGGUCGCACACCGCUUCCUGCUGGACGUGCCUUCAUCAAGCUGUCUAUGUGAAUAACGUGGACAUCGUGCGCAUAUUGGUGACGCAGGCCAAGCUGGAGGCAUGCGACGACCACGAGAUCACGCCUCUCUUCCUGGCGGCACAGUAUGGACGCCGUGAAUGUCUGGAAGUCCUGGUCCAAGCCGGCGCCGAUGUGAAUGCGCAGGCCCGCGACUUGGCUACGCCGCUCUUUCUGGCUUCCCAGGAGGGUCACCUGGCCUGCGUGGAGUUUCUAUUGGAGCACGGCGCCGACGCCAACCUGGUGUGCAGCGAGGACUGGCCGCAACUUCCCAUCCACGGCGCGGCGGAGUUCGGCCACCUCGGCAUCCUCAAGCGAUUGGUCGCUGUGACGGAACGCACGUGCGACUGCGGCCAGGGCCAGGUGAGCCCGCUCUACCAUGCUGUUGAAAACCGAAAUACGCACUGCGUAGAAUUCCUCCUUUCCGAGGGCUUCAGCCCCGACGCGCAGGACUGCAGCGAAAUUUUAAGGCUGUACUCGCCGCUGAACGUCGCCUUAAAGGACAGACACAGCUCCGAGACGGCGAGGAUGCUGCUGGCGGCGGGAGCGGCUCUGCGCAAGAAUGAGUGGGUAGUCGUUCUGACCAAAACCCACCCGCUCCAGCUGGUUCUGGAGCACAGGUGGCUGUACCCCCCGCGUUUCCCUGGCGACGAGCCCGUCACCUGCGGGAGUAAGAGGGCGUUGAGGCCGGAGGAGUUCGCCGACAUGUGGAUGAUGGCGUUGAAGCAUCCAAAGUCAGCCUGCAAGUGGCUGCCACCUCUAAUAAGAGCGGGACUCAAUCCCUAUCUGAUGCUGCAGACAAACAUACUGACGAAAGCCAAAGGUAGCAUUGUUAACUUUCUGCUCCAGUUUGUCAACUGGUCAACCUUGUCGUCGUCUUCCAAUGCCAUAUUGUGCCAAAGACGAGCAGAAGGCACGUGGCAACCACUCCCGCAAUUUGCAUCUCGGAGUGACGCCAUCCCCGACCUCUUGCACCUCUGCCGGCUGCAGCUCAGGUCGCUGACGGGACCGGACUUGGUGUUGAAUUCGGGCGUUGUGAAGAGGCUCCCCGUGCCCACACUGCUUCAUAGCUUCCUACAGUUUAAAGAUAUCCAGGUGGACAACACCGAUUUCUCUUAA
Molecule: messenger RNA, 1617 nt
Organism: Nerophis lumbriciformis (worm pipefish)
Lineage: Eukaryota; Metazoa; Chordata; Actinopteri; Syngnathiformes; Syngnathidae
Source: RefSeq, a predicted model, not a curated record